This is a messenger RNA of Cannabis sativa, 1605 nucleotides long. Its product is annotated as ubiquitin receptor RAD23b. The record is from RefSeq and is a predicted model, not a curated record. The transcript has 11 exons. NCBI's taxonomy places the organism in Eukaryota, Viridiplantae, Streptophyta, Magnoliopsida, Rosales, Cannabaceae. Gene Ontology annotation, cellular component: nucleoplasm; cytosol. Gene Ontology annotation, biological process: nucleotide-excision repair; proteasome-mediated ubiquitin-dependent protein catabolic process. Gene Ontology annotation, molecular function: proteasome binding; ubiquitin binding; damaged DNA binding. The coding region runs from base 153 to 1307 and encodes 384 amino acids.
UAUCAUUUUAUUUCUUUUAUUUUUCCUAAAGUUUGGUUUGGGUGUGUGUAGUUCCUUUCCUUUUGCUUGUGGUAACUAGGGUUCUCUUCUCUCUCCCUCCGAUUAAACGCCGACGUUUUGGAACCCCGUCGUGCAUCCCCAUUCUCGCCGAUAUGAAGCUCACUGUCAAGACUCUCAAGGGCAGUCAUUUCGAAAUCAAGGUUCAGCCUACCGAUACGAUUAUGGCUGUUAAGAAGAACAUUGAAGAUAUACAAGGAAAGGACAAUUACCCAUGUGGACAGCAGUUGCUAAUCCACAAUGGGAAGGUCUUGAAAGAUGAAACGACACUAGCCGAGAACAAGGUUACCGAAGAUGGUUUUCUUGUUGUCAUGCUUAGCAAGAGUAAAACUUUAGGCUCCGGCUCAGCUGGCACGGCUUCUUCCACCCAGCCAUCUUCUACAAAUCCUUCUGCAGCUGCACCAACCUCAAAUUCUUCUGCUCCUGCUCCUGUUGCUGCUCCAGCUCCAGCUCCAGCCCCUGAUACUGCUACAAUUCCAGCCCCUGCUCCUGCUCCUGCUGAAGCUCCGGUCCAAGCCCCUGAUACUGCUGAUACCUAUGGCCAAGCUGCUUCAAAUUUGGUUGCUGGUAGUAAUCUUGAGCAAACUGUCCAACAAUUAAUGGACAUGGGUGGUGGAACUUGGGACAGAGAAACUGUUACUCGUGCACUUCGAGCAGCAUAUAACAAUCCAGAACGCGCAGUCGACUAUUUGUACUCUGGUAUUCCAGAAGCAGCAGAAGUUGCAGUUCCAGCGGCUCAUUUCCCUGCAAAUCAGGCAACUGAAACUGGUGGAACCACUGCUCCAGUGUCUGGUGCUCCUAACUCAUCUCCAUUAAAUAUGUUCCCACAGGAAACACUUGCUGGUGAUGGUGGUGGAGCACUUGGAACUCUUGAUUUCCUAAGGAACAAUCCACAGUUUCAGACUUUACGAUCAAUGGUGCAAUCUAAUCCACAAAUUUUACAGCCCAUGCUUCAGGAGCUUGGAAAACAAAACCCCCAGCUUUUGAGAUUAAUCGAGGAGAACCAUGCAGAGUUCCUUCAGCUAAUAAAUGAACCCCUUGAGGGUUCUGAAGGUGACUUAUUUGAUCAGCCUGAUCAAGACAUGCCCCAUGCCAUCAAUGUCACCCCAGCUGAGCAGGAAGCUAUAGAACGGCUUGAGGGAAUGGGAUUUGACAGAGCUUUAGUCAUUGAAGCAUAUUUGGCUUGCGAUCGUAAUGAGGAAUUGGCAGCAAAUUACCUAUUGGAGAAUGCUGCGGAUUUUGAGGAUUGAUUACUCAACACUAUACCAUUGGAUUCAUAGUUUUAGUGUGUUGGAUCCGAGCUAAGUUCCGCUUCUUUUCUAGGGUUAGUGAAUUUAUUAUGAUUAAUUUUGCCCUGGUGAAAUAUUAGUUACUAAUGUGUUUUGAGAUUUUUUUUCUCUUUGUAUUGGGGGAUCAUUUAUUUUGUGAGGUUUAAAGAGGGAAAAAAAAGAAAAAAAUCAUUGAUAUAUAUUAUUGAUGGAUCAACAGUAAUAGUUUUCCUAAUCCACAAAAAACGUAAUGCAAUUUCUCUUAUAUUUUGUAAAGUCA